AUGGUUGUAUGGAGACUUUUCUUUGCCAUUUUUCUCAACUGGAUCCUGCGAAGCAAUGCAGUCGACCUUCUGAGGCCAACUGCUGCAUCAGGGGUUCUUCCCUCCGGACCCACGGUGAAAUGCUGGUGUGCGGGCUUACCUAAGCAAACCUUCUGCUCCUGGGCUGAACCUCCACAUCAUCUUCCCACACAGUACAUUGCCUCCUACAGUUGCCUGCACGCCUGUGUUUGUCUCUCCAUGAACGACAGGGAGAGGCACAGAUGGUCAGUCACCAAGCAGUGCAGCAUCUUAUUGUCCAACUCUUCCUCACCGAUAGCGAACUCGACAGCUUCCCCGUCAGCCAGGCAGCUCUGGUACUGCCACCUGGAGGACCUGAAGCUUCUUACGGACUACAUAUUCAACCUGACGGCCAUCACCCCUCUGGGCAACAGCUCGCAUUUAACAAGUUUUAUGAUGGAGGACAUCGUGAAACCAGACCCUCCCGCAGAUGUGCAGGUUUCCCUUGUAGGUUUCAGGAAGCUGUCUGUGAAAUGGUCCCCUCCCCCGACUUGGUCAAAUCUGAAUAUCUUUCCCCUAAAAUACCAGAUCCGCUACCAAUGGGAGAACAGGGGCAAUUAAAGAAACGCUGCAUGGGGGCUGCUGCCAGGCCAGCUGCAGGUGUGUGCUAUGGAGCUGCUGGGCCUGGGAGAGUGCAGCCAAUGGAGCGCGCCCGUUACAGUCCCCAUGACAAUGCCCUAAAGCCUUUAAGUCACAUCUUGUUAUUUAUUGUCCUCAUCUUUUUAAAAUGCACAAACAAUGCAAGUAAUAGUUAAUGUUGGUUUUGUUUUUAUUUACAAAGACAUGCCGUUUACACACUUGUCCUCAAUAAGCAUUAGGUAACAUGCUUUCUAUGACGCCCAUGUCUAUAAUGCAUUAUACAUAUACUUGCAAAUUAUACUUAUAGCUUAUAGUUAUAAGCGCUCAUAAAUAUUCAUAAUGUGUUGAUUUUGAUGAUGAACAACUGAAUGAUGAAAAUUUACAUUUCGCUAACGCAAUGUUUCCCAAAAAAAACUCACUCUAAUGACUCAACUGACUUGUUAUUGAG
This is a messenger RNA of Lampris incognitus (smalleye Pacific opah), 1084 nucleotides long. RefSeq names its product Epstein-Barr virus induced 3 (gene ebi3). Gene Ontology annotation, molecular function: cytokine receptor activity; protein binding. Lineage: Eukaryota; Metazoa; Chordata; Actinopteri; Lampriformes; Lampridae. The record is from RefSeq and is a predicted model, not a curated record. The transcript is spliced from 6 exons. Gene Ontology annotation, cellular component: membrane.